GCCGAGUCAUAAAGUGUACAAAAACAUGGCAUCAACUCCAAUAUUUUUAAUAUAUUUAACAUUAUUCUUAAGUAUUGCGUGCAUAGCAAAUUCAACGAGAGUAAUUUAUGUUAAUUUAAAGCCGCAACUAGUGGCUGGUGGAAUCAUCAUAGCCCCGCCAGAAAAAGUACAAUGUAAGGACAAUAGAACACCAGAUCGUUCACAAAGAUGCCGGCGUAUUAUUGAGUUUUAAUGGUUGCACAUUUUCAUUUUCCUUUUUAAAAAAAAUGUCAUCAGCACGUGUAUGUGCAACAUAAUGGACAUUAAGAUGGACUAUAAAGAUAAGGAGAUGAAUUUAAAAGCGGAAACAUCAUUUUUGAGUGAAAAUAAUGGCGACACUAAAAAAGAAAGCAUGAAACAACUUUUUUUCAAUGUGAAAUAUGCUUUUUUGCCUUCUGACUCAGUUGAUUUAUGUGAAAGUCAGUAAAUAGUGUGGUCAUAAUUUAAUAUCCUCUUCUAACACCUAGGCAGGAUUGGAAAUGAAAAACUGAAUUUAUGCAUUUGCAUUGUCGACAAUCGAGACAGAACAAGGAGGAUGU
Molecule: messenger RNA, 578 nt
Organism: Chironomus riparius
Lineage: Eukaryota; Metazoa; Arthropoda; Insecta; Diptera; Chironomidae
Source: the annotation of a GenBank genome assembly